AUGGCCCCCUUGAGGUUCACUGUCAUGUUUCCAAGUUCCAAUUAAAUGAAAUUCCCCCAAAGUACCAUUUUUCUCCUGUCUUCUGUAAUGGAGCUCAGCAGUUGAUUAUCUCUCUAUACUCAGUACAACAAAACCAAUAUCAAAAGAGAUCAAGAGAGGAGUCCAUGGAUACACUUAAAAGGUUUCUAGGGUUUCUGAUUCAGUAGUUAAUGAGCUAAUUUUUACAGUUACUGUUCGAUAUUACAAUAAUCAACAAACGGUUACUAUCGGGUCAAUGGCACGCGUCGCCAUAUGGUAUAAUGGAAAGGUUGUCGAUGACAACCCUCAUAAUCCGAAGUAUGUGGGUGGGAAAUUUAAAAUGUUUGAUGUUGGUGAGAAUAUAGCAGUGAGUGAGUUCUUUGAGAGUGUCAGAGAAAAAUGUGGUAUCGGGAGUAGUAUCCGCAUUACAAUAAAUUAUCGUCUUUUCCUUAGCUCCACCUCUGCUGCGCUUGUUGACAUUGCUGGAUGUGACACACUUAGUGAUUUGCUGUCGGGAUCUGAGAUACAUGCAUUUUAUGUUCAAAAAGAAUGUGCACCAGCCGAAGAACCGAACCCGAGGGAAAUAAUUGAGAGAACUUCUGCUGGUAGCAAGGAACCUUUCCCUAGAGGGACGGUUGAAAGAACAUCUACUGGUUCCCAAGAUAGUCGUGUUCGGGUUCAAGGCUCAUCCUCAGCACAUGUCGUUCCAGAGCAGCCAAAUUUGAACCUUCUUAAGACGAGAAGCAGUACUACAGUACAGACACGUGCGAUGAGGAGGCAAGAACAAGCUCCAUCUGGCCUUGCUAGGGAAACCGUGGUAGCAGAUGUUGCAGAUAGUUCGAGGUUAUCACCGCACCAUUCUUUCGACAAUGUCAUAGACGGUUCAUCUGAUAGUUCCUCCUUGGAUGAUGAACAACACAAUGAACCAUUGUUGAUCUCUUCUUGGGAUGGUGGGCAGGAUGAAAUGGAAUCUCCAACUGAUAAUCCAACACGCCCGAACACUCAAGCAUCUGUGAGGCAUAGAUCAGUUUCCAAAGCAGAUGUAGGACGCCGUAGGUUCACUAGUGCAGAUCUUAAUGCUCCUAUUCUGACAAGUUCCGCUCUAGACAAUGAGUUUUUUGUGGGUCAAAUCUUCGAGACGAAGCAGAAAUUAAAGUUUGCUUUGCAUGAUAUAGCAGUAAGGUCCAGGAGAGAUUUGAGGGCCUGUAAAAGCGACCAGCAAAGAGUAGAGUGGAAAUGUGGAGCAAAAGGCUGUGGAUGGUGCAUUCGGGGAAAUAAAAUUGGUGAUUUGCAUCAUUUAGAAUUACUCGGUAUUUGAAACCUCAUACAUGUAAACCACUAGAAGGGCAGUUGGAUCACAAGAAAGCAUCAGUUGAUUGGAUUGCUGCUCAGGAAAAAGAGAUGCUGAAGAUUCAGCCAGAUUUAAGCACCAAAGAGAUAGUUACAAACAUCGAAAAACGGUUUGGUAUCAAAAUUUCAAGUACAAAGUCAAAAAGGGCUAUGACAUCAGCAAAAGAAUCUCUUCAUGGAAAUUACAAGGACUCCUUUGAUAAUCUUAGAGGUCUUGAGAGAGAAUUUACCAGGAAAGGAGAUGGGACAGUAACGAAUCUGAUUGUCAACAAUGAUGGAACAUUCAGAAGUUUCUUUUGGGCGUUUGGACCAUGUAUAGAAGCUUUUAACAUUUGCUUGAGGCCAGUAAUGAUAAUGGACAGUACAAUCCUAACAGGACUUUACAGUGGAGCGCUAUUGAUGGCUUGUGGAGUUGACGGAGAGAACGAAAUUGUGCCAAUUGCAUUUUCAGUGGUUGAGGAAGAGAAUGACGACGGCUGAGGUUUCUUUGCACAAUGCAUACAAAACCUCGUCUUGGGUCCAAGUCGUAAAGAACUAACCAUUAUCACAGACAUGAAAGACUCUAUUGUCACGUCAAUAAAGCAAUUUCUAUCAUUAGCCCAUCAUUCAUUCUGCCUUCAGCGGCUGACAGAGAAUUUUGUCUCUAAGUGCCAUGAAAGGAUUCUCGAGGAUUUAGUAUGGCGAUGUGGGACAGCAUUCACUAGAAAAGAGUGUGACUACUUCCUGGAGCAUUUAAGAAGAGGGAAUACUCAAGCUUCAUAUUGGUUGGAAGCAGUGGAUAAGAACUUAUGGACAACAAGCUAUUUUGGUGGGUGCAGGUACGACAUUUACACAACAAAACUAACUGAAAGCUUCAAAGCCAUUAUUGGUGACGUCUUAGACCUUCCUAUCACUGGACUGGUUCUCGGAACACGUACUAAGGUUGCGGAUUAUUUGUAUAAGCGUCAACAGGAUGUUUCGGAUAUUUCCAAUGGAUUGACAAAGCACUAUGCAAGACUAUUGGAGACUUCUCAAUUAGAACCAAACAUCUAUAAUGUAACACACUUCAGUCUGCAUGAGUCACGAGUGUAUAUCCAAGACCAAGAGUUUUCAGUGAACUUAGAUGGACGCACAUGUUCGUGUCGUCAGUAUCAGUUAAUGGGAAUGCCAUGUGUCCAUGCAAUUGCGGCAAUACAAGCUCGGCAUUACAACAUCUAUGAUUAUUGUGCGUAUUGGUACACAGUUGAAACAUACCGUCAAACUUAUUCAAAGACACUUUCUGCUAUUCAAAGUUGUAUUGAUUGGCCUUGUGAGCCGAACGACUCUCCAAUUUUGCCACCAACAUGGCAGAAGAGAGUGGGUCGUCCAAAGCGUAAGAGCAUAGAAUCUCAGUCACUUGUUCGUGGUGGUACAGUACGAUGCGGAAAGUGCAAGGAACCUGGACACAACCGACGUAACUGUGGGGUCAAGUCAGCAUAAAGUGAAGAUCACAAAGAGAGGAGACUGAAGAGAUCAUGUACCUCAAAAAUGGAGGUAUGGUAUUUGUCAUGUAAAUCGAUAAAUGGGAGGUUGUUAGAGCACUACUUUGUAACUUUCUCUAGUUUGUCGAUUUUAGUAUUAAGAAUCAUGUGAAAGCACAAGAUUGAACUUCUAUUUUGUUGCCUAAUAUGUCUAGAAAGUGUUUCUAGAGUCUCUUAAGGAUUGAAGAACACAGAGACUUGAAGCUACAGCGGCAGUGAAGAAGAUCUUGUCAACAAUGGGCAAACUACUUGAAGGUCAAAGUGACUAGAAGACUUUAAUGGAGAAUGCUUGAUUUGUUUCCACAUUACCAUCUCACUAACAUGAAUAGGUAAAGGACUUUUAUGUUGAGAGUUGAGACCAUCAAAGGGUCAGAGUAGAAUUAGGUUGAUGUGAUCCUGUGGAUCUGUCGGAGCAUAGCUUUGUAUUUCAAAUGUUUCAUGUUUUGUAUGAGCUUGUAAGUGCGUGAUAUAAGCGUGUGGUGUAACUGGUACGUACAAGUAAUCUGUACGUUAGAGACCGGUUAUGUAGGUUAGCCGUUUCUAGCUUUUAAAUAGAGAUUCUCAGAUCUCUUUCUGUAACAAGAAAAACAAUUCAAUUAAAAUUGUAUAGAGAGAAAUGUCCAACGACUUUACUUCUCUCAAU
Papaver somniferum (opium poppy) is the source of this 3510-nucleotide messenger RNA. RefSeq lists its product as uncharacterized. Bases 275 to 1336 code for a protein of 353 amino acids. Lineage: Eukaryota; Viridiplantae; Streptophyta; Magnoliopsida; Ranunculales; Papaveraceae. The record is from RefSeq and is a predicted model, not a curated record. The transcript has 9 exons.